Messenger RNA from Sardina pilchardus (European sardine), 1286 nucleotides. RefSeq names its product kazrin, periplakin interacting protein b (gene kaznb). The coding region runs from base 27 to 1091 and encodes 354 amino acids. The record is from RefSeq and is a predicted model, not a curated record. The transcript is spliced from 7 exons. Lineage: Eukaryota; Metazoa; Chordata; Actinopteri; Clupeiformes; Clupeidae.
CUGUGCACCAACGGCAGAAGGCCUUAAUGUCGGACAUCUGCUUUCAGACAGAGAUGAGCAGCCUCAUGGACUUCAGCACGCCUGACUCUGCCCUGGACAAAGUGCUCCUGCGGGAGGAGGUGGUGUCUCUGCAGGAGGAGGUGUCGCUGCUGAAGCAGAUGAAGGAGAUGCUGAGUAAGGACCUGGAGGAGACGCAUGGAGGCUCCGCCCACUUCCUGUCCGUCACAGAGCUCCGGGUGCAGCUGGGGGAGAGGGAGCAGGAGCUGGACCGCGCCAAGGAGGCUCUGCAGGCCAUGAAGGCGGACCGUAAGCGUCUGAAGGUGGAGAAGGCCGACCUGGUGAACCAGAUGCAGCAGCUGUACUCCACCCUGGAGAGCAGAGAGGAGCAGCUACGGGAGUUCAUCAGGAACUACGACCAGCACAGGAAGGAGAGUGAGGAUGCGGUGAAGACCCUGGCGAAGGAGAAGGAUCAGCUGGAGCGGGAGAAGUGGGAUCUGCGGCGGCAGUCCAAAGAGGCCACGGAACACGCCGGAAUCCUGCGCUCACAACUGGACCUGAAAGAGAACAGGAUCAAAGAGCUGGAGGCCGAGCUGACCAUGGCGAAGCAGUCUCUGGCCACCCUGACUAAAGACGUGCCAAAGCGCCACUCGCUGGCCAUGCCGACGGAGCCGGUUGUCAACGGCAGCCAGGAGUGGGUGAUGGGCACUGACCUGCCACUGACCGCCGCCAUACGGCAGAGCCAACACACACUCUACCACUCCCACCCUGCAGACAGACAAGCUGCUCUGAGGGUGAGCCCCUGUCACUCGAGGCAACCCUCCGUCAUAUCUGACGCUUCCGUUGCCGACGGCGACCGCUCGUCCACUCCGAGUGACAUCAACUCUCCACGCCACCGGACACACUCCCUCUGCAAUUCCAUGGAGGACCUGGAGGAUCAGAAGCGUAGUAGUAGGAAGAAGAAGGACAAGAUGUCGCUGGGCUCUCUAUCGCGCGUCUUCACGCGGGGGAAGCAGCGAAAGUCUCUGGAGCCGGGCCUGUUCGACGGUACUAGCACCCCCGACUACUACAUAGAGGAGGACGCAGACUGGUGAAGCACCUGUGUGUGUGUGUGUGUGUGUGUGAGUGUGUGUGUGUGUGUGUGUGUGUGUGUGGACCCCGGCCUGUUCGACGGUACUAGCACCCCCGACUACUACAUAGAGGAGGACGCAGACUGGUGAAGCACCUGUGUGUGGGGUGUGUGUGUGUGUAAGAAUGUGAGUUAAUAUGAGUCUGAGUGUGUGUGUGUG